GCUGCCUAAUUGGGGGUCGGCGAGUGGAGAGGUCGCUUGGGUAAAAAUAAACCGUCUUUUACUGAACUCAAUGAUAAUCGUUUUGCUUGAGUUGUAGGGAUUGGAAGAACGAAAGCAGCGAGCCAUGCUUGGAGGAAAAGAGCCUUUGAAGCAGAUUUGAAUGAUAAUUGUUCGUGAAACGGGGGUAUUUUGCGGGUGUGCUCGGGUUAAAUACAUGGGUGGCCCUUUGGUCAUAACAUUGUUCAAUCUGUACACUAAACAAACAUUUUUAAAAUUGGAUUGUGAAAUAUUAGAUACAUGCAACAAAAGCAGUACUUAACAGACAAGAAAAACCUUCAGAUGCUGGAAUCCAAAGUAGAUAACCUGGAGGCUGGAAGAACACAGAGCCAGGCAGCAUCAGGAGGUGGAAAACUCAACAAAACAUCACUUGCAGAAUCAGAAGAGGCCCCACAAAAUGGCGUUACGCGAUUCUUCAGAACCUGAAUGCCAUCAGCCUUUGAAUGUGAAAGAAGUAUUUCAACUAACCAUGCAAUCUGAAAAAGCAUCAUGCCAAUCAUAGCAGAAAGGAAUACAUGUGUAAUAUGUGUGGGUCAGUCUUCAACUGAUUAUAAGUCUUGGAGAAGGACAACGCAACCCCAAUAUGGAGAAACCAUGGAAAUGUGAAUAUUGUGGGAAGAGAUUCAGUUACCCAUCCCAGAUAGAAAAUCAUCGACGCAGUCACACUGGGGAGAGACCAUUCAGCUGCUUGGCUUGUGGGGAAGAAUUUACACAGAGAUCCAGCCUUUUGACACACCAACGAAUUCACACUGGAGAGAGACCAUUUACCUGUUGCGACUGUGGGAAAGGUUUUACUCAAUCAGCCAGCCUUCGGAGACACCAGCGAGUUCAUACUGGUAAAACUCCAUAUACCUGUUCUGUAUGUGGAAAGGGAUUCACCCAGUCAGCCAACUUUCAGAGACACCGGCGAAUUCACACUGGAGAGAAGCCUUUCACCUGCUCAGCAUGUGGCAAAGGCUUCAUUCAGUCAUCUGAGCUUCUGACACACCAGCAAGUUCACACAGAGGAGAGACCUUUUCAUUGCUCUGAAUGUCAGAAGUGCUUUAAAAGUAUAAAGCAACUUCUGGCCCAUCAGCGCACUCACACUGGGGAGAGGCCAUUCACUUGCUCAGUCUGUGGGAAGGGAUUCACUCGUUCAUCCACCUUGCUGACACACCAGCAGGUUCACACUGGGGAGAAGACAUUUAUCUGCUCUGAGUGUGGAAAGGGAUGCAUUACUUCAUCCCACCUACUGAUACAUCAGCGAGUUCACAGUGGGGAGAGGCCAUUCACUUGUUUAGCCUGUGGGAAGGGAUUCAUUCAGUCAUCACACCUGCAGAAACAUCAGAGACUUCACAAGUAAUUGCAGGACAUGAACUCCACUGUUACUGCUGCUGCUAAUCACAUCCAGGACUGUUUUAAUAAGAGUUUCUCAAUAACCCUUAUAAAUUAAAUAUUAAGUUAAAUAUAACUGUGGUUAAUGCAUACCAAAAUUUGUAAUGUUUGACUGUUUGUGCAUGGUCUUUUUUGUUAUGUUAAACAAAAUCAGUUAAUUGACGUUUCGCAAAUCUUCAAUUGGCUCUUCUCCCUCACAUUGUGAACUCAGUUCCUAUUCAGUGCUGGAAGGGAGAAGAUUCUGUUUAUUUUCUGAAGGAAUUAUGCUUUGAAAAUUUUAUGGAUCUACUUUUACCAUUGGAGUAAUUCUUUUUCUCAACACAAAGUUCUUACUUCAUGCUGUUUGGAGGAAAGAGCAAUAUUUGUGAAACAUCUAAGCUAGGACAAAUGUUCGGCACAACAUCGUGGGCCGAAGGGCCUGUUCUGUGCUGUAUUGUUCUAUCACUGUCAUUGUUAGGUUUGAUCAAAGAUUUGGUGUAUGCUCAGUAGUGAGGAUCUUCAGUGGAAAUAUAAUUGACAAGGGAUCCACAACCAAAGAUUGUUCCAGCUACCUCAAAUACAUGGUAUGGUUUUUCGAUGGGAGACAACUCUGAGCUGUCUGUUACAGGCAAGACUUGCCAUUGCAUGGAAGUAACAGAAACAGAUGUGCUGAGGCUGCAAUGUAAUCUUAGGGACUGGGUCUGAUGAGGAAGAUGGGGGGCUAUGAAAGAAGGAUCGUAAAUUUUGUCAAAGGGACAACAGAAGUAACCAUGUCGUGGAAAUAACUUCUGGAGCAUGUGGGAUAAUUGCAGAGAUUUUGACACUAUUGGACUCUGGCUUAAUUGAGGUAAAAACCAUAUUGCUGCUGACAAGUAGUAUCAAGUGGACAUGAAACUUGAAAUGUGCGGGUUAUGUUUGGUUCAGCAGCUCAGUUUUAUAAGCAUUACUUUGAAUUAAUGAAGCAUAACAUUUGCUGUUUCAAUUUUCUGCCUAUCAGUGUUGAGAGAAUGUCUCUAAAUCUUCUCCACUGGCUACUGAAAAUAAAAAAAUGGACUGGAAGAUUUGUUUUUCCUCCUGCCUGCAAGUUCCAGUAAAGCACAAUAUGGCAAAGAAAUACCUGUCGAGUUAUAUGUGCAUGCACUAUAUAUGGAGGAAACUAUGAAAAUUGAAAUAAUGACAUGUUGUGACUGUGUACAGAAUGAAACUUUCAUAUCGAAGCAGAUAUAACAGAAGUGAUACUGUCUUGAAUGAAUGAAAGAACUCACGCUAUCAAUUCAAGUAUUCAUAUUGUGAAGUCAGAAACUAACUAUUGAUUCUGUAAUUGCCUGUACUGAUAACAGUUAAGAAGUAUAAUGGCUGCUGCUUCCUUAGGUUUCAGAAGCAUGCAUAGAUUGUUAUAAUUAUAAAAAAAGUACACAAAUCAAGGACCAACCAAUGUCAGUGAACAAGGGAACAGGUAAAUUUGGAGAUGCUACCUCCAAACAAGAAGGAAGGUACUGAGGAAGAGCUGUGGAACCAUGUCAGAUAAAAAGAAAAUGCACAUAUGAACUUGCUUCCAAAGAAGUGCCCAACAAAAGCUUCACAUAACUUGAGUCAAUGUGUGUCAGUCAAAGAGAAUUUGGGGAAACAUCAUUCAUCCUACUGGAAAAAUGCUGUUAGGUGUGAAGUAGAAGUUUGUCAAAAAUAAAUUGCUCAAAUUAGAAUGAAAAAAAUUACAGAAAUGUAAUGCAUGUUGGAGCAGAAAGAUCAUGAUGCAGAAUGUAAGUGAUU
Chiloscyllium plagiosum (whitespotted bambooshark) is the source of this 3180-nucleotide messenger RNA. RefSeq lists its product as uncharacterized. Gene Ontology annotation, molecular function: DNA-binding transcription factor activity; RNA polymerase II cis-regulatory region sequence-specific DNA binding. NCBI's taxonomy places the organism in Eukaryota, Metazoa, Chordata, Chondrichthyes, Orectolobiformes, Hemiscylliidae. The record is from RefSeq and is a predicted model, not a curated record. Gene Ontology annotation, biological process: regulation of transcription by RNA polymerase II.